AUGGCUCCCCAGAACCUCCGCCAUAACCCCCUGCCUUCGAUCUGGGACCGUCCCCGCCCCACUCGCCGCCUCUUACGCGAAGAGCGAGUUCAAGUCCAAGGCCGCGUACUCCGCGCCCGCGCUCACACUCACCAUCACCCCCGCCGCAUGCGCAUCAUGGCCACUCUCCGCCCUCUCUUCCGUCAAGAGGAAAAGCGCCGCAAGGCUCGUUCCCGCGUCCUGCGUCAGGUCCGCGCGCAGCGCGAGAAGCUUCCCCUCGGCGUCUGGCAAGCCGCGGUUGGGCAUGCACUCAACGAGACUCAGCAUCCUGAGGGCGUUUCCAAGAUUCCCGUCCCUUCGGCCAUCGAGGAGGAAGACUCGGAGGACGAUACCGACUACGAUCCCGCCGCCAAGGAUGCGCCCUCCUCGAACGUCAGCGAGUCGUCGGACGGCGAGGAUCUGAAGGACAAGGAGGCCGCCGACGAGUCCAGGACCAAGCGCAAGCGUAACGAGAAACGCACCGAGCGCCGUAUCCGUCGCGAGGCUGCGCGCCACCGCCGCAUCGAGCGCCGCGCCCUCCGCUUCAGUCCCGGCGACACGGACGAGGAGGAGGCCAAGCUCGUGCGCGAACACGAGGCUACCACUAUGCUCCUCGCGGCGCACGAUCAGCGCGAGGCGCAACAGCAGGCGCUGACCGACCUGCGCAGCCUGAAGAAGCCCAAGGUCAAGCCCGCCAAGCGCGUCAAGCCUACUCUGCUCAUGAGGCGUAUCCAGCCUCAGCUGGUCGAGAGCGUCGAGCUGCCCAGCGACGAUAGCGAGGAUGAAGAUUACGACCCCGUCGCAGAGGAGAUGGGGGAGGAAGGCGAAGCGUUGCAGGCGCGUAUCGGCGAGAAGGCGGAGUCCUCUUGUUCCUCCGAGGACGAAGGCGAGGACGAGGUCUGCGAGAAGGACGAAGCAAUGGACGAGGACAAGGACGAGCUGGACGAGGAAGUUGGGGACACGAGUGUCUCGACUGUCGGCACGGGAGCCACUCCGAGCACUGGCGAGACUUCGGCAUCGACCGCGACUGCAGCGACUGAAGAGACAGGCGAGACUGACGUUAACAUGCAGAGCGCGGAGUAG
This is a messenger RNA of Trichosporon asahii var. asahii CBS 2479, 1101 nucleotides long. RefSeq lists its product as uncharacterized. The transcript has a single exon. Bases 1 to 1101 code for a protein of 366 amino acids. Lineage: Eukaryota; Fungi; Basidiomycota; Tremellomycetes; Trichosporonales; Trichosporonaceae. The record is from RefSeq and is a predicted model, not a curated record.